Grus americana (Whooping crane) is the source of this 3333-nucleotide messenger RNA. It is a transcript of the gene NACA, whose product is annotated as nascent polypeptide associated complex subunit alpha. Gene Ontology annotation, cellular component: cytoplasm; nascent polypeptide-associated complex. The transcript has 10 exons. Gene Ontology annotation, biological process: protein targeting to membrane. Bases 88 to 3216 code for a protein of 1042 amino acids. Lineage: Eukaryota; Metazoa; Chordata; Aves; Gruiformes; Gruidae. The record is from RefSeq and is a predicted model, not a curated record.
CCCGGAAGUGCUCGUCGUCCCGGAAGUCGCGAGUCCAGCCGCUCGGUCUCUUUCCGCCGCCAUCUUGGGCCCUGCUCCCCGCACAAAAUGCCUGGUGAAGCUACAGAAACCGUCCCGGCCACGGAGCAGGAGCUGCCGCAGCCGCAGGCUGAGACAGCUCCAGCUGCCCUUCCUCCCGCAGCCCCUGUUACUGCUCCUGUCGCAGCACCAGCUGUUCUUCAUGCUGCUCAUUCCCCACCUCUGACUCCAUCUCCGGGCCCGGCUGGCCUGGCUCUCCCAGCGGAGCCCCCCAGCCCCGCCACGGCUCUGCCAGCCCCUGCCGGCCCCCCGGCCCCUGUUUCCCCCCCUGUGGUCCCAGCUGCAGCAAUCCCAGUGUUUUCUGUUCCCCCCCAGCUCCCUGCCCCAGCUCUGCAGGUCCCAGUUACCCCUUCCCCUCCUCCAGCUCCGCAGUCCCCGACGGGUUUUGCAGCCCCAGGAUCUCCAGGGCCUGCCCCAGUUCGCCCAGUGUCUCCGGGACUCCCAGGCCCGGUGUCCCCUGCUCUGGCUGCUGGUCUGGCCGCAGCGACGGUGGCCCCCCUCGCCCCCGCUGUGAGCCCUGCUUCUCCCCCUGCAGCGCUCUCCUCUCCUGUGAAAGCUGCCCCCCCUGCCGCCCCUCUGAGCCCCGCGGGAGCUGCGGCCCAGGCCCCUCUCCCUGCCCCUGUGGCAGCCUUGGCAGCCCCUGCUUCUUCCCAGAGCCCAGGAGCAGCCCCGGCUGCUCUCCCACCAUCCCCUUCCCUUCCGGCAUCUCCCCCGUCAGCAGCCCCCACUCUCUUGCCUGCUCCCCCCAUGCCUCCCGAGGCUGCGGUUUGUCUCCAGAGCCCGGGCUCUCCCCCUCUUCCCGCAGCAGCCCCUCCCUGCCCUGCCAUGACACCGGCACCAGCUGCCCCAGCAGUACCAGCGUCUCCUGGCAGCCCUGCCUCCACCCUGCUGGCUUCUGCUUCGGCCUCUCCCCUACCCCCCCUCACUCCUCCUCAGCGCCCGGCCCUGGCCAGCGCCAUCUCUCCGCCUGCCUUCCUGGCUGCCCCCAUGGCCCCGUUGUCACCCCCUGCCCCUCUGGUGCCAGCUGGGAUGUCUCCUGGGAGUCCCGCUGCUGCCCCACAGGGCCCAGCCCCUGGUGCUCCAGUGUCUCCACUGGGUCCAGUUGCUCCUGUUGCCAAGAGCGGUCCUGUGGGCCCUGCCCCGGUGGCCCCAGCUGCUGCCCCUGCGGCUCCAGCUGCGGGAGACCCAGUCCCUCCCUCUGUGGCCAGGACACCUCCCGGGAGCCCGGACUCUCAGGCAGCACCUGCCGCUGCAGCAGCUCCCAUCGCUCCUGCCCUGUCCAAACCCUCUCCGGGAGCUGCUGCGUCUCCCCCAGAGCCACCGGCACCAGCAGCUCCCAGUGCCGCACCAGCAGCUCCCAGUGCCGCACCAGCAGCUCCCAGUGCCGCACCAGCAGCCGUGGCCGCUUUGGCCAAAGCGGCUCCAGCGAGCCCUGGCUCCCCACCAGCAGCUCCUGUGCCUGCUGCCCCCUUGGCCCCUGCCAGCUCCCCGCCUGUCACACCGGUGAUGGCAGCUCCAGCUGCCCCUCCCGUGGCCAAAGCGGCACCUGCGAGCCCAGUCCCUGCCCCGACGUCUCCGUCUGGCCCUGCCGCACCAGCUCCUGCAGCUCCGCCAGCUCCAGCUGUCCCUCCUGCAGCCAAAGUGGCCCCCGUGAGCCCCAUCGCUGCCCCAUCUGCACCCUUGGCCCCUGCCAGCUCCCCGCCUGUCACACCGGCGGUGGCAGCGAUGGCAGCUCCAGCCACCCCUCCUGUGGCCAAAGUGCCUCCUGUGAGCCCGGUCACUGGCCCAUCUGCUCCCUCUGCCCUUGCGGCACCGGCAAUGGCAGCUCCGGCAGCUCCAGCUGCCCCUCCUACAGCCAAAGUGGCUCCCAAGAGCCCUGUUGCUGCCACGCCAACCCCUGCCACACCAGCUCCUGCGGCUCCUGCAGCUCCAGCUGCAGCCAAAAAGCCUGCAAAGAGCAGCCCUGUCACUGCCCCGGCUGCUCCCUCUGCCCCCGCCACUCCAGUGCCAGUGGCUCCACCACCUCCGGCCACCCCGGCUGCGGGCAAGGCAGCUCCCAAGAGCCCUCCUGUAGGCACACCACCUCCUGCAGCUCCAGCCGUGCCCCCGGUAGCCAAAGCGGCUCCCCAGAGCCUGGCGGCACCUGGCACGCCAGCUCCUGCUCCAGGCAUGGCUGCCCCAGCCCCGGGGGUUCCUGGUGCCCCCCCAAAGCCAUCAGCCACCCCUGCUCCCCAGAAACCAGAAGCCGUCCUCCCUGGUAACGUCCCCGUACCUGCCUCUUCUGGGCCGAGCGCUCCCCCUGCGAAGAAGCAGACCCCUCCCAGUAAGGUCACCAAACCGGCCCCCCGCCACCCCCCAUCCAAACCCCCCUCGAAGACCCCGGCCCCUGUCAGCGCUGCCAUCGAGGACGACGAUCUGCCACCUCUGAUCCCCCCAGAGCUGCCCGCUGCUGAGCCGCCGGUGCAGCCCAUCCUGGUGGACCUCUCUCCCCGAGCAGCCGUGGCCCCCGCUGAGGCCCCUGCUCCUCCGGCUAAGCAGCCUGUCCUGAAGAAUGACAAGGGGUCCGGAACAGAGUCUGACAGUGAUGAAUCCGUACCAGAGCUUGAAGAGCAAGAUUCCACACAGGCCACGACACAGCAGGCACAGCUUGCAGCAGCAGCCGAAAUAGAUGAAGAACCCGUUAGCAAAGCAAAACAGAGCCGGAGCGAAAAGAAAGCACGGAAGGCAAUGUCUAAACUGGGCCUUCGCCAGGUGACAGGAGUAACCAGAGUCACUAUCCGGAAAUCUAAGAACAUCCUCUUUGUCAUCACAAAGCCAGACGUGUACAAGAGCCCAGCAUCAGACACCUACAUAGUCUUUGGCGAAGCGAAGAUCGAAGACCUGUCCCAGCAGGCCCAGCUUGCAGCUGCCGAAAAGUUCAAAGUGCAAGGAGAAGCCGUUUCAAACAUCCAAGAAAACACACAGACCCCCACCGUGCAGGAGGAGAGCGAGGAAGAAGAGGUUGACGAAACCGGCGUCGAGGUGAAAGACAUUGAGCUGGUGAUGUCGCAGGCGAACGUGUCCCGAGCAAAGGCAGUCCGUGCCCUGAAGAACAACAGUAACGAUAUUGUAAAUGCGAUAAUGGAGUUGACGAUGUAGCUGCCAGAGGGAGGAGCCUUUUUUGGUGUUUCAGAGAAGAGUAAAAUGCAACUAAAUUUAAAAUUUGUACUAUUUCUAUCAAUUAAUAAAAGUUGUGGCUUAUUGUUGGUGAAACAC